AUGCCUGGGCGUAUGCUUUUCCGAUACACCUGUGAGGAAGUGGAUAAACAUAAUACAGUCGACGACCUGUGGGUUAUCCACAACAACAAAGUCUAUGACGUGACAGAAUUCGUCGCUGAUCAUCCCGGUGGUGCUGAGCUCAUUAUAAAGUGGGCAGGAAAAGAUAUUACAAAUGUGUUAAAUAACCCGGAGUUGCACGAUCAUAGUGAGGUUGCUUAUGAAGCGCUGGCAGAGUUGUGUAUAGGUGAUAUAGUUGAUAGUAACAAUUCUACAACGAAAGCUACACCACCACCGUCACCACCACAAUGCGCUGAGAAAUAUACCCUUGUCGAUAAAUUUCACCCCACAACAACAAACAUCAAAUCCGAUCUUAAGGAGAAUUUUCUCGACCUUAACAAACCACUAUUCCAUCAAAUGUUCAAUUGUGACUUUAGCAAAGAAUUCUAUCUCAAACAAAUUCAUAAACCACGGCAUCUUCCAUAUUCUGUUAAGCUGUUCGAGAACCCAUUUUUAGAACUUUUAACGAAGACUCCUUGGUAUGUAAUUCCGAUCCUGUGGCUUCCUGUGGUAUAUUACCAUGCACAUAUAGCAUCUGAAUAUUUGGGCACAAAAACGAUCACCGUCUUGUUCAUUAUUGGAAUCUGGAUUUGGACCCUUUUGGA
This is a messenger RNA of Acaulospora colombiana, 662 nucleotides long. The record is from the annotation of a GenBank genome assembly. NCBI's taxonomy places the organism in Eukaryota, Fungi, Glomeromycota, Glomeromycetes, Diversisporales, Acaulosporaceae.